Messenger RNA from Helianthus annuus (common sunflower), 1027 nucleotides. RefSeq names its product 60S ribosomal protein L10. Gene Ontology annotation, molecular function: structural constituent of ribosome. Gene Ontology annotation, cellular component: ribosome; cytosolic large ribosomal subunit. Gene Ontology annotation, biological process: ribosomal large subunit assembly; translation. The record is from RefSeq and is a predicted model, not a curated record. Lineage: Eukaryota; Viridiplantae; Streptophyta; Magnoliopsida; Asterales; Asteraceae. Bases 135 to 797 code for a protein of 220 amino acids. The transcript has 4 exons.
AUUUACAACUUAGGCCCAUGAAACCCAACUACGCAGCCCUUAUUGUAGCCCCUUUCUAUAAAUAGCAUUUCACAUCCUAAAUCUAGGGUUUUUGUGGUAGAAAUUGAGCGGCAGCAACACACCUGAUUAUCGCAAUGGGAAGAAGACCUGCCAGAUGUUACCGCCAGAUCAAGAACAAGCCUUACCCAAAAUCCCGAUACUGUCGUGGUGUACCUGAUCCAAAGAUCAGGAUUUACGAUGUCGGCAUGAAGAAGAAAGGAGUCGAUGAGUUCCCCUUCUGUGUCCAUUUGGUAAGUUGGGAAAAGGAAAACGUCUCCAGUGAAGCACUCGAAGCAGCCCGUAUCGCGUGCAACAAGUACAUGACAAAGUUUGCAGGAAAAGACGCUUUCCAUUUGAGGGUCAGGGUUCAUCCGUUCCAUGUUCUUCGUAUCAACAAGAUGUUGUCGUGUGCUGGAGCUGAUAGGCUCCAAACCGGCAUGAGGGGUGCGUUUGGUAAGCCGCAGGGUGUUUGUGCUCGUGUUAGCAUCGGUCAAGUUCUUCUGUCGGUUAGAUGCAAAGAUGGUAAUGGUCAACAUGCUCAGGAGGCUCUUCGUCGUGCUAAGUUCAAGUUUCCGGGCCGUCAAAAGAUUAUUAUCAGCAGGAAGUGGGGAUUCACUAAGUUCAGCCGUACCGACUAUGUUCAGUGGAAGUCUGAAAACCGUAUUGUUUCUGAUGGUGUUAAUGCUAAGCUUUUGGGAUGCCAUGGUCCUCUUGCAAACCGUCAACCAGGAAGAGCUUUCUUAGAUGCAGUUGCUUAAGUAUGUUACUCUGUUCAUCAGAAACAUCCCGACAAGUGAACUUUGUAGUUGAGUUUUGCCUUGGAAACCUUAUCUUUUUGUCUUGUUUUUUCGCUAGAAUGACGUUUCUUUCAUCUCCUUCAGUUAUGGUUGGUUUACUUCUAUAUUCUGAUGGAAUGCAUUAUGUUUUGAACUUGAAUGCACUGUGUUUUGAUACAUUUACGCGUGAUCUUGAGGUUUGUUGUAGUUUA